AUGUGUCCGGAAGUUUCCGCAUGUGAUUACACGUCGUCCUGCUCUCUGCCCGCAGCGUACGGCGGCUCUCCGGGCUUCUACUCGGCGAGCGGCGGCUCCUACAGCCCCUGGCAGCCCGGGCCGUCCUUCCACCCGGUGCACUACAACGGCCACGGCGGUCACGGCGGCCACGGGGGCCACGGCGGCUUCGGCGGGCCCCAGCACGCGCCGCCGCCGCCGCCGCCCCACGGCGUGCCGUCUCAGCUGGGACCGCUGCCCUCCAGCGGGCCGCGGUCGCCGAGGCUCGUCUUCCCGCCGCCGGACAUCCCGGGCGCCGUGCACGCCUCGCAGUCCAUCUACUACAACAACCAGAACUCGCUGCAGGACAUUCGCCAGGAGGACCCCCGCGAGAGCGGAGACAGGCCGGAGGGCGCGGCGGGCUGCCCGCCGGGCGCGACCUGCGAGUUCUUCCUGUCGUGUUGGAUGGGCGGGGGCUUGCUGGACGGCCAGUGCGGCGCGCUCCUCCACGGCUGCUGCCGCCGCAAACCCCGGACCACGGCCAAGAUGGGCGAGCUGCCCCCGGCGGCGUCCAACGAAGUGCUUGCCCUGCCUGCUGACUUGGGACCUGUCAACAAUGACCCCCGUUGCGGUGUGUCUCCGGGUCGGCUGGGAGCCCAGCGACGGAUAGUGGGCGGCGACGAGGCCGGCUUCGGCAGCUUCCCCUGGCAGGCGUACAUCCGGAUCGGCUCUUCCCGCUGCGGGGGGUCCCUGGUGAACCGCUACCACGUCGUCACCGCCGGCCACUGCGUCGCCAGGGCGUCGGCGCGGCAGGUGCAGGUGACGCUCGGCGACUACGUCAUCAACUCGGCGGUCGAGCCGCUGCCCGCCUACACGUUCGGCGUGCGCGAGAUCCGCGUGCACCCGUACUUCAAGUUCACCCCGCAGGCGGAUCGCUACGACGUGGCCGUGCUGCGCCUGGACCGGCCCGUGCAGUACAUGCCGCACAUCGCGCCCAUCUGCCUGCCGCAGAAGGGCGCCGACUUCCUGGGCCAGUACGGCUGGGCCGCCGGCUGGGGCGCGCUGCAGGCAGGUUCACGCUUGCGCCCCAAGACCCUCCAGGCCGUGGACGUGCCCGUGAUCGACAACAGACUGUGCGAGAAGUGGCACCAGAGUAACGGCAUCAACGUCAUCAUCUAUGACGAGAUGAUGUGCGCGGGCUACAGGGGCGGCGGCAAGGACUCCUGCCAGGGGGACUCAGGUGGCCCGCUCAUGAUGGAGAAGACUGGUCGUUGGUACCUGAUCGGCAUCGUCUCGGCGGGGUACUCGUGCGCACAGCGGGGCCAGCCCGGCAUCUACCACCGGGUGGCGCACACCGUCGACUGGAUCUCCUACAUCGUCAACAGCCACAAACUGUAGACAGGUCGGCCGCAACCAGUGAGAAAGGGCGCGAGUCCGACGCGACGACGCGACUCUCUGAAGCCCUAAAGUGUAGACCUCUCUGUCCACGCAACCGGGUAAAAAGUGGCAUAAGUUUCAUAGAGGUGCAAAAUGCUUCCUUUGAAAGGAGGUCAUGAUUAAGAGGUAAGAUUAAUUUCAAAUGUGAUAUUAGCAGUCUGCUGAUGUGGAUAACGAACGACUGCAACGGAGGAGAGCGGAGUGCCAACUGAAGGAUGUCAAAGUGGACUUCCCUCUGAUUGUGAAGUUCGUGUUACUAGGUCUAGUCGAGGCAGCACGGUACCGCGUAGGGACCGGUAGGAACUCACCACUAGAUACCUUAAUUUAUUAUAAUUUUUACUGUACAUCGCGUGAUCCGGACCGACGUGUCUCAAAACACGCACACGCAAAUGUGUCAUCGAAAUGUAUUUGCUGCAAUUUUGUUUUAGAUAUAAGCCUACCAACAAAAGUCCAAAAAAUUAAGGGAGUUAAAAGCAGAGGUAAGCAGUGUUCAAACUGGUGAUAUUUAUGUGAGAGUAUAAAGGAAACGGUAAAGUAAAUUAUUGCACAGGAAUCUAGAACUAGUUACUCUGAAGUUUUGAUGUACUUUGUUGAAACAGUGCCUAUUGUUUAUGGCCCACCUUAGAUGGCUUGUUUCCACUGCAUAUCCUUUCUUUCUGACUUACAAUAAAUUAAUGAAUGAAAUGAAAGAGACUGAUUGUAUUCAAAUAAACUCAAACAACAGAUAUUUCUAGAAAUAAUUAAGUAGAUAUUGGGCUUCAAAAUAGUGGCUCACUAUCUCAGACUCUAUGUUUAUUUUGUAAAUAGGUGAAUGGAGUGUAGGUAUCUAUUCCAUUAGCUGGAAAAAAGUGACAUUUGUUUAAAAUUGUAAAUUAUUCAUAUUUAAAUACUACUUUGUAAAUUAAAAUGUACGACCAGCAAGUUACCGUUCCUUGAGUAAUCUGUAGAUCCUGUAUAGUUCUCUAUCUUACAUCUCAUUUUGGUGUAAAGAUCUGCCCUACCUCUUGAAUCAGCAAGAAAGCUGACUGUAAAUUAUUUUUUUUUAAAUGUACAUUUGAUGUCAUCAAUUGCAUUUUUUUUCUACUUUGUGUAAAUUGAUGUAAAUAAACAAUACAACCAAACACA
Frankliniella occidentalis (western flower thrips) is the source of this 2559-nucleotide messenger RNA. RefSeq names its product prostasin. The record is from RefSeq and is a predicted model, not a curated record. Gene Ontology annotation, molecular function: serine-type endopeptidase activity. The transcript has 8 exons. Gene Ontology annotation, biological process: proteolysis. NCBI's taxonomy places the organism in Eukaryota, Metazoa, Arthropoda, Insecta, Thysanoptera, Thripidae. Bases 1 to 1395 code for a protein of 464 amino acids.